GCAUUGUGUUUGUAGAGAAGGCAUUACAACACAAGCCCUACAGGAAGAGAGAUGGGUACAGUUUGGCUCUGGAUAUGCCUAGUUUUACAGGUUUCUUGGACUUUCCCCAUGCACUUUAGGAAACAUAAUGAACUCACAUUGCUGAGAAACAAAGUGGAAAGCCAUGGAGAUCCCAAUAACUUCAUCAAACAAAGCAGAGCAGAUACUCCCUUUAAGGAAAGAGUGGGCACCUUCCCGGAGAUGACUGGUGGGAGACGUAGCAACAGACAGAACAUACUGAAAUACUAUCGUGCGCAGUGUACCUACAUGAGCCAACCAUGGAUACAGAGCCAGGAUAUUAUUUACCAACAGGACCCCAGCGCCAUGUUCCUGUUCAAAGUCUAUACAGGGUCCUUGAGGCCAACUUUUCCUCAUCAGAAUCUUUUCAAAUACAUGAGCAGAAUUUAUCGGUGCUGCAAACUUGGGUUUACCUGUAAGAGGGUAAAAGGCCUUCAGGGAACCUGGACUCCUGGUAGUGGGAAGAAAGAGGUGGAAUUCUCCAUUGACUCCGACAUCUUUAAUCUUUCGAUUCUAAGGGCUGAACUCCACUUGGAAGUGUCCCUUGCAAGUAACCAGCUCACAGUUGUUCCGGGCCUUACAGCAAAAGGCAUCACACUCGCAAGCUUUACAGAAUUAAGGAGUGAUCAUGUCAUGGAACUGGCACUGGAUGCAAUGUCCCUUUUGCAAAUGUUAAAAGAAUCAGAUACAGAGGAUACAAAUGAAGACGUAACAGAGCUGAGCUUGGCAUUGCACUGCAUACACAAGGAGCACCCUGUUCCUUGCCAUCUCUAUGGGGUGUCACUGCUUCACCCACCCUUUCUAGCUUUUCAGUACGAAUGAGAACUUGCUAUUGGAUUCACUUCCGAAGAAGAACUUCACCGAUUCCCUAACGGGCGCAGGCGUCACUUCGCUAGCAAAGGAGAUAGACGCUAGCGUUGAUUUGCACUCUAACCCCAGAUGAAGUUUCGCUCUGGUGAACGGACGUAACACCACAAAUUCACUAAAAUG
This is a messenger RNA of Xenopus laevis (African clawed frog), 1047 nucleotides long. RefSeq lists its product as uncharacterized. The transcript has 3 exons. The record is from RefSeq and is a predicted model, not a curated record. NCBI's taxonomy places the organism in Eukaryota, Metazoa, Chordata, Amphibia, Anura, Pipidae. Bases 52 to 879 code for a protein of 275 amino acids.